GAGCUCGCUCUGGAUUAUCCUGCUGUUAUAAAGGAUGCUGAGGCUGCAACCGUGUCGCCCACUUGAACUCAAACUAAAGUACCCGUCAGAAACUGAUGCAACAAGUGCUCAACUAAGAAGGCAAGAGAACCGCAGCGAUGGACCGCUCCAAGCAGAACAAGUACAGCUCAAACGAGAAGAAGGACAACGGGGACGGCGGCUCCGUGCUCAACGGCCACUUUGACGGGAUGGUGAAGCGGGCAGCCGGCGGUCCUCAGGCACCGGCAGCAGAAUCCGCUCCGCACCGGUCGACCUCCGCUGUAAUGGAGAGCUGGAAGGAGGAGCGCACCAGGAGCCUGGAGGACAACGAGAUGAGCUUGCCGUCCCUGGCCGCUGCCUACACCACCAUCCUGCGGGGUCUCGGUGAGAACCCGCAGCGGCAGGGACUCCUCAAAACCCCCUGGAGGGCUGCCACGGCCAUGCAGUUCUUCACUAAAGGCUACCAGGAGAAAAUUAUCGGUGAGUUGUGUUUUUGUUUUUUGUUUUUUAAUCCACAAAGCCGCUCAGAGGUGCCGGGGAUUUGCGCCGCGGUCAACAGGUGUGACAGGAGAAAGAACACGUCCCAAAACUCAGUGCGCAAAGAGCCGAGAGUGCACAUGUGCUCCGUCAGGACCAUCACAGGGAAAUAUAGCACAGUUAGUGAUACUUGA
Maylandia zebra (zebra mbuna) is the source of this 689-nucleotide messenger RNA. Lineage: Eukaryota; Metazoa; Chordata; Actinopteri; Cichliformes; Cichlidae. The record is from RefSeq and is a predicted model, not a curated record.